UAACGAUUAGUACCAAAUCCACACAAGUGAUUCCACCAUAAGUAAUGCCCAUCAGUUUGAAGAGUGUUGCAUCAUUGCUCACAGAUCACCUCCAGUUGUUGAUCAGCAAAACUAGCUCUGCCUCGACAGUUGAAACUGACCAACCAGAAAACCCUGCAGUUGGUACAAAGAGAGCCUGGAUGUCAGGCUCAAAGAUAGUUCUUCCAAGCUCUGAUGCUGAGCAAUAUACUGGAAACAUUCUUCUUAACACAGUUUCAAUUAUUUCCAGGCCUAAAGGUCAGAGUGGCCGCAGGAACGCCUAUACGAGUGAUAAUCGUCCAAGUUGGUGGCCAAAAGAUGUGGUGUUUUGCUGUUUGAAAGGGUCCAAGGCUGCCGCCACGAAUGGUAUCACUACAGUACACCGGAGAAAGGUAUUGGCAGCUUUCUUGGAGAAAUGUCCGGAGCAGUACACAAUUUCACCUCCAGUUUAUCAAGUUGGUACAAAGAGAGCCAGGAUGAUGGCAGACUCAAAGAUAGUUCUUCCAAGCUCUAAUACUGAGGAAUAUUCUGGAAGUAUUCUUCGUGGCAUCAUUUCCCGUAUUGUGAACCCUAAAGGUCAGAGUCACAGAAACUUCUUUACAAGGGAUAAUUCUCCAAGUUGGUGGCCAAAAGAUGUGGCAUUUUCUCAUAUAGAUCACAUCCAGUUGAUCAGCAAAACUCUGCUUCGAUAGUUGAAACUGACCAGCCAGAAGUCCCU
This is a messenger RNA of Halichondria panicea, 736 nucleotides long. RefSeq lists its product as uncharacterized. NCBI's taxonomy places the organism in Eukaryota, Metazoa, Porifera, Demospongiae, Suberitida, Halichondriidae. The coding region runs from base 45 to 710 and encodes 221 amino acids. The transcript is spliced from 6 exons. The record is from RefSeq and is a predicted model, not a curated record.